Osmia bicornis bicornis is the source of this 513-nucleotide messenger RNA. RefSeq lists its product as uncharacterized. The transcript has a single exon. Lineage: Eukaryota; Metazoa; Arthropoda; Insecta; Hymenoptera; Megachilidae. The record is from RefSeq and is a predicted model, not a curated record. Bases 1 to 513 code for a protein of 170 amino acids.
AUGUGGCAAAAGCUGUGCAGUGUAUAUGACCUGAAAAGUGAAGAAAGUCUGUGUCUUACGCAGAAGAAGUUUUUUGACUUUAAAUGGGACACAACGAUUGGUGUUGCAUCUAAUUUCUCAAAAAUCGAACAGUUGACUGGGAAAAUGAAGACACUCGGCGGUAAGAUUUCGGACUCAAUGGUGAUUUCGAGAAUUCUCUCGACGUUACCGCCCGUGUACCAUCAUUUCCACAGCGCGUGGGACAGCACUGAAAGCGCGAAAAGAACGCUGGAAAAUCUAAUGACUAGAUUAAUGACAGAAGAGUCACGCAUUGAGAAAGAUGCAACACAAGAUACCACAGUUGCCUUGUUAUCGAAAGUGAAAAUAACAGUCAAACGCACAAGAAUACGAACGCGAAACAAUCUCCAGAACCACGUGGCGGUGAAAACAAGGCAAGGUCAACUCGAUGUUACUCGUGCGGCAGAACAGGACAUAAACAGAAAGACUGUAGAGGAUGUUACACAUGCGGUGUGA